GCAGUGCAGCACCCAGCAGCCCGUCGCGCGCUCCAGAGAGCCGAAAGAGCCGCUGGACGCUGCUCGCCUCUUCUGGCCCAAACCGCGAUUAAAUGUAGCCCGUCCGCAAGCUUUGCGCCGCCCGUGCUUUUCUUCAGGCAGUCGCAUACAAUGGAUGACUUUUUAAAGCUGGCUGGUGGAUUCGUGUUUUUUUUUUGUUGUUGUUAAUUUCAGUUUGUAUUUUAGUUACAGGAAUCUGAAUGCCAAAAGAAUACUUUCGGUGUGUUAUGCACGUAGUUAAAGGUACCAUUGUGAAAACACAAAAAUUACAGCCGCAAGAAUAAACAUUAUGGCUUGCUAUUAUCGUGCCGUGGGGGUCGAGGACAUUAAAGUCUGAUCUCUCUGGUCACAGUAUAAUAUAGGUAAUAUUCGGUCUAAUCUAGGUAUUUCAUUAGGUUUAAUUCAGCUUCGCGCAAAAAAAUGGCUCAUUUACAUACUAGCCGGUUUUCUUGAUGCGUUUUGCUCUCACGGGCUAUUAAGAGAAGAGCAUUAUUUGCCAAAAUCUCUUUGCCGGUUUCUUAGCGGCUUGUACAUUUGUGCGAUAAAAUCAUAUAGAAAGAACGUUUGAAGGAUCGUGAAGAUGGCGACAGGAGCGAGUUGGCAGCAGUACUACAGCCCUGCUGGCAGCGCAUCCACCGGAGCAGGGAAAUACACUACUGGUACAUCGACCAUGUCCUACCAGUCGGGCAUCACCCUGGAAUACACCCAAGAUUUACACUUGAAAAUGAGUAAGAAAAUAGCACAGCUCACGAAGGUGAUCUACGCCCUCAACACCAAGAACGACGAGCACGAGGCAGCCAUCCAGACCCUGAAGGAGGCGCAUGAGGAGGAGGUGCAGCAGAUCCUGUCGGAGACGCGGGAGAAGAUAAUGCAGUACAAGAGCAAGAUCAGCGACGAGAUGGACCUGAAGAGGCGCAUCCAGUCACUGGAGGAGUCCAUGGAGCUGCACGAUCGCAUGAAGCGACAGGCGCUGGCCGAGUUUGAGGCGUACCGGCAGCGCGUGGAGGACAUGCAGCUGUGUACGGAGGCGCAACACACGCAACGCGUGGUCUCCAUGUCCCGUGAGGUGGAGGACAUGCGGCACAGCUUCGAGGAGAAGCUGCGCAACUUUGGGCAGCUGCAGGCGCAGUGCGAGCAGGACAAGCUGCAGGCGCUGGAGGAGCUGCGCACCUCCCACCGGCAGGAGGUGCAGGAGCUGCUGCGCAGCCACCAGAGCCAGAGCGCCAGCCAAUGCAAAGACCAGGAGAAGCUGUUGCAGCUGCACAAGGCCGAGGUGGAGGCGCUGAGGGAGCGCGGCGAUGACCUCAGGCAGGAGAAGAAGAGGCUGGUGGAGGAGUACGAGGCCAAGCUGAGCGAGGCGCAGGCCUUCUACGAGUGCGAGCUGGAGGCAAUGAAGCGGACGCAGCAGCUCACCGCCGAGAACCUGCUGGCCUGGAAGAAGACGGAGGCCGAGCUGCGGCGCGAGUUCCAGGCGCAGGAGGCGGCGCUGCAGAAGACGCUGGGCAGGCUGCGUGCCGAGCUGCAGCGGGUGCAGGAGGAGGCCCGCGACAGCCGCGACAGGACGCAGAAGCUGCAGGCCUCGCUCAGCGCCGCCGAGAGCACCAUCAAGGAGCUCCACAAGCAGCUGGACGAGGUGACCCAAGAUGCAGAGAUCGUGGAGAUCCGACAGAAGGAGACGGAAUGCGAGCUGGAGGCCACUCGGGACCGGGUGCAGCAGCAGGCCACUGAAAUCCUUCUGAAAGCCAGUCAGAUCGGCAGCCUGCAGGCCACCCAGAUGACCCACGAAGCUGCCAUCCGGGACCUGGAGUCGGAGAAGUCUCGCCUGAAGGACAAGGUCCUGCGCCUGGAAGAGGAGCGGGAAGCCCUGCAGAACAAGAGCCAGGCACUGGAGGAGAGGCAGCGGCAGCAGAUCCUGUCCUUGGAGAAGACACUUCGGGAGGAGAAACAGACCUACGAGAAGGAAAUGAUGAGCAUGCGUGUCAGGUACGAGGAGGACGCGGUCUACUUUAAGGAGGCGCAGACCCGGGCGCUGGAAGACCUCUCCAAAAAGCACCGGGCCGUCCUGGAGACUACGCAGGUCGAGGCUGAGAGGGAGAAGAACCACUUGCUGGAAGAAAUGGAGCAGCAUUUUGAGCAGGAGCGCCUCCUGCUGGAGGAACAGAAGAAUCACCUUCGGCAGCAACUCGACAGCCUGCGGGAGGAACUUACUGCCAAACUCAAGUCAGCCAAUCAGGAGGUGUCUCGUCUGCAGGAGCAGGUCCAGCAGAGCGAGCACGGCCUGGACUCGGCCGAGGGCCACAUCUCCAGCCUGAAGGAGGCGCAGGAGAAGCUCAUUGAGGAGUUGGAUGUAACAAGGUCCAGGUUACGGGAGACCAGUAACCUCCUCACCGCCCUACAGGGGGAAAUGGAGACCCAGAAGAAGCAGCACGAGACCAAGCUAGUCUCCAUCAAAGAAGAGGAGAAGCUGAAAAUUGAUAAAGUGGCCCUGGAGCUGGAGCUGAAGUGGACGGAGGCCUUGAGGCAGGAGUGCAAGAAGCUGCGGGAGGAGCUGCGGGAGGAGCACGAUGAGGACAAGCGCAGCGCCCUGACGCAGCUGGCGCAGAGCAAGGAGCAGGAGAUGGGAGCCGCCAGGGAAGGCUGGCAGAGGAAGGUGGAGGACCUGCUGGAGCAGAUCUCGCUGCUGAAGCAAAGCCUGGAGAUGCAGCUGUCGCAGUCGCAGAACUCCCUGCAGCAGCUGCAAGCACAAUUCAACCAGGAGCGCGAGCACCUGAGCCAGCAGCUACAGGAGUUGGAGCUGGAGCACCAGCGCAGGGAGCAGCGGCUGCAGGAGGCACAUUGCUGCGUGCUGCAGGACCUGGAGGAGGCACGGCAGCAGGACCUGAAGGGGCUGGAGGAGCGCCUGCGGCAGCAGCACCACAUGGAGUUGCAGUCCUUGCGGGAGGCCCACAGGCACAACAUCGAGACGCUGCGGCAGCAGUCGGAGCAGGAGCUGCAAACGCUGCGUUUCGAGCUGGAGGAUGAGGGCAAAGCCAUGCUGGCAUCCCUGCGCUCUGAGCUGAAUCAUCUCCAUGCCUCAGCCAUCGAGCACCUGCGCCAGACACAUCAGCAGGAGAUGGCAGCCACCAGACUGGAGCUGGAGACCGCCCUGGAGGAUAGCCGGCAACAGGAGAAGAAGCUUCUGGGACGCAUCUCGGACCUGCAGGAGGAGGUGAGCCGCAGGAAGAAUCACAUCGCCGACCUGGACCAUGAGAUUCACUCCCUGAAUGAGAACAUCAGCACCCUGACCAAGGAGCUGGAGCUCAAGGGCAAGGAGGUGCUGAAGGUCCGCAGUGAAGCCAACCAGCAGAUCAGGGCCCACGAGCAAGACCUGAUAAAGAAACACGAGAGGGAGAUGAUGGAGAUGAACGCCAGCCACAACCGCGAGACGCAGAACAUGCUGGCGGACUUCAACAAGGCCCAGGAGCUUCUGAAGGACAAGAUCUCUGCACUUCAGAUCCUUUUGGAGGGAACGGAGGAAAAGUUCCGGAACAGGGAGAGCCGCCCCGAAGACCUGCAGGUGAUCGCUGAGCUGAAGGAUAUGGUGGCAGAGAGAGAAGCACUGGUCAAGAAGCUGGUGGAUGACAAAAAGUUCUACCAGUUGGAGCUGGUGAACCGAGAGACCAACUUCAACAAGGUGUUCAAUGCAAGCCCCAACGUUGGUGUCAUCAACCCCCUCAUCAAGCCCUCCUGAGACGGACGACUCGCCUGUAGCCUCUCCGGACCCGCAGCGGCAGGAGUGGUUCGCCCAGUACUUCAGCUUCUGACUUUUUGGAACCGAAGAGCAUGUCAAAGAAAACAAAGAAAAAAAAAAAUGAGAGAGAUGUAGUCAAAUACACAUCGUCGCAUACUGUUUAUUAAUUCACUGUGAAUGGAUUUCUUGUUUGUACAGUGACAAAAGUACAUUUGGCAUUUUCUUUGAUGCAUCUUCUGAGUGGUGGAUAAGCUGCUACAUAUUAUUUGUUAAAUGCAGUAUCGUCUGUCCUCCGUACUUUAUUUUAGAUUGGCACCGUAAUGACAGUUUGUUACAAGCUGCACCUCUGCAUCAUUUUGGUAGGAUUAAACUAUUUGUAUGGUUGUCUCAACACUGAUCUUAAAAUAAUGUCUCACUGAUUUUAAAAUAAAUGGUAUAUUUUAUAUUUAUAUUAUAUUGGUGUAUGCUAUAAAUAAAUAAUUGUGACAUUUACCUAUGUAUUGUGUAUUUGUCAGAUAUUUAAUGCAAACAUUUCUUGUACAUUCUUUAAUUGUAAAUGUGUUGAUGGGAAAAUACUGAAAAUCAGGUCAGAAGCCAAUACUUAAAAUAAUGUUCCCUAUGUGUCUAGACAGUAAGUGUACAUAAGUUGCCUUUACAGAGGUAGUUUUUUUCCAUUGUUCUGAGAGCAAGCAUGAUUAAUACAUUCUGUUUCCUGAGAAAUACAGAAACAGAAUCAGAUUUUCCUCCUAAUUGGAUGUAUUCUUUUUGGGUAUAAAACAUAAAAAAUAUUUUGAAAAACAA
Paramormyrops kingsleyae is the source of this 4570-nucleotide messenger RNA. It is a transcript of the gene fam184ab, whose product is annotated as family with sequence similarity 184 member Ab. NCBI's taxonomy places the organism in Eukaryota, Metazoa, Chordata, Actinopteri, Osteoglossiformes, Mormyridae. The record is from RefSeq and is a predicted model, not a curated record.